Messenger RNA from Cinclus cinclus, 1771 nucleotides. RefSeq names its product PAK1 interacting protein 1 (gene PAK1IP1). The transcript has 9 exons. The record is from RefSeq and is a predicted model, not a curated record. NCBI's taxonomy places the organism in Eukaryota, Metazoa, Chordata, Aves, Passeriformes, Cinclidae. Gene Ontology annotation, molecular function: protein binding. The coding region runs from base 117 to 1082 and encodes 321 amino acids.
CGAGCGCGGCCGGACGCCACGCACGGGACCAGCGCGGAGCGGCGCAGGCAGCGCGGCGGACGGGCGGGCGGCGGAAGAGCCGUGGGGAGCCCCGGGGCGGCGCCGUGCGGUGGCGGAUGGAGCUGGUGGCGGGGUGCUACGAGCAGGUGCUGCUGGGGUUCGCCACGCGGCCCGGCCAGUCCUGGACAGUCGUCCCUGAUUUCACACAUCAUGCCCAUUCUGCCUCGUUGUCAGCAGUAGCAGUGAAUAACAGAUUUGUGGUCACUGGGAGCAGAGAUGAGACAAUCCAAAUCUAUGACAUGAAAAAGAAGAUAGAACAUGGGGCUCUGCUACAGCACAAUGGCACAAUAACUUGUUUGGAGUUCUAUGGGACUGCACAUCUACUGAGUGGGGCUGAGGAUGGACUCAUUUGUAUCUGGAACGCAAAGAAAUGGGAGUGUCUGAAAUCCAUUAAGGCACAUAAGGGACAUGUGACAUCUCUUUCUAUUCAUCCUUCUGGGAAAUUAGCAUUGUCAGUCGGAACAGAUAAAACAUUAAGAACUUGGAAUCUUGUUGAAGGACGAUCAGCCUUCAUCAAAAACAUAAAGCAAAAUGCACACAUAAUUAAAUGGUCCCCUGAUGGCGAGAAGUAUGUGACUGUGAUAACAAACAAAGUGGAUAUCUACAGACUUGACACAGCUACAAUCACAGGCACCAUUACAACAGAGAAGAGGAUUUCUUCACUUAGAUUUAUUACAGAUUCUAUCCUUGCCAUAGCUGGAGAUGAUGAAAUUAUUAGGUUCUACAGCUGUGACUCUCAAAAAUGUCUAUGUGAAUUUAAAGCUCAUGAAAACAGAAUAAAAGAUAUUUAUAGUUUUGAAAGAGAAGGACAGCAUGUUAUUGUUACUGCAUCCAGUGACGGUUACAUUAAAAUGUGGAAUCUGGAUCUUGAUAAGAUUAAAGAUGGGCCAUCUUUACUGUGUGAAGUCAAUACCAAAGCUAGGCUGACAUGUCUUGCAGUAUGGCUUGACCGAGCCUCAGAAAUUAAAAACUCUGAUAAAACUGCAACAUCAUCUCAAGGUAAACAGAACUUUGUUUUUUGAAUUGUUAAUGUGACCAUGAAAUGAAGUACACUAAGUGGGAGGUUUCUACCAUAUCCAUUGGAAAAUGUUCUGGUAUUUUGAAGAAGUGGGAAUAUGAUGCUGGCAAGCGAUACAGAUACAUUUAACAAUCUGAUAGUGUCUCAAGCCCAUAUGUUUGUUGGUGAACAUAAGCCUCUUUUCACUUUUUUUGAAGUUUUCUUUCUGUUUACUGGAAUAACAUACUGAGGAAGCCACUGUGACCCUUUUGAGACAGAUAAGAAAAUAAAGUUGCUAGAACUGCAUGUCUAGUUUUUCUAUAAGCAAAAUUAGGCCUGAGGCCACUGUAGCUAGGUAAACUUACAAAGUCUAGCUCAGAUUUGUUUGGGUUUUCUGCUGUUGUUUUCCUGCAUUGUAAUCUAUUUUAUAUACUUGAUCUUUAUAUAUUUUAAUUUCUCAGGCAAAACUAGCAUAAAUAGCACUUUCCACUGUAAAAUAAAAAGCUAUUUAUAACCCCUUUUUUUUUUAAAUGAGGUACAAAUUAGUCUCUGUGCCAUUUAGACUACAAAGACUGGAUACAAAGGUCAGUGUGAAUAAUUCCUUCCUUUUUUUCAGAAACAGAAGAUGAAAAAUCAUCAAUAGCCAGAAUAGACAAAGAUUUUUGGACUACUAAAAGGGUCAAAAUAGCAAAAAGAAAGAGAAAAAUUAUUCCU